Amaranthus tricolor (Joseph's coat) is the source of this 2462-nucleotide messenger RNA. Its product is annotated as pentatricopeptide repeat-containing protein At2g33680. Lineage: Eukaryota; Viridiplantae; Streptophyta; Magnoliopsida; Caryophyllales; Amaranthaceae. The record is from RefSeq and is a predicted model, not a curated record. The transcript is spliced from 2 exons. Gene Ontology annotation, molecular function: RNA binding; protein binding. The coding region runs from base 357 to 2462 and encodes 701 amino acids. Gene Ontology annotation, biological process: RNA modification.
CCUAAACAAGACAACAAUAUAGUUUGUGUUAACCUAACCCCUAAUCCCCCAAUUCCCCUAAUUUUAAAAGAAAACAAAGGAAGAGGACCCAAUGUCGGAGUACCAGUUGAAGUAGACAUUUUAGUGUCCAUUUCAACUCAAAAUCUGCAUAGUAUUUUGCUUAAUUGCUGUACUUUUGGAUUUUCUUAGAUUUUUUCCUGCUCAAUCUGUUUCAGAAAUUCUUACAUAUGCAGAUUUGAUCUGGGAUUUGGAAAAUGUUCAAGCUUACACUUAGCAAAUUUCAUUUUUUCACUAUUUGAGGUAUUCGGGAUUAGCUGCUUAUAGUAUGCAAAGUUAAAGUCCAAAGGGUAGAGUUGAUGAGUGCAGCUCAUCGAGUACUUUUCAAGGAAGUUGUCAGGCUUACUAAAGAACAGAAUAUCCAAACGGGUAAAGCUCUUCAUGCAAAAAUCAUCAAGUCAAAUUCUUAUUCAAAUGUAUACUUAGGUAAUAGUAUAGUUAAUUUGUAUGCUAAAUGUGGCGAAUUGUACAAUGCAAAGUUUGCUUUUGAGGAAAUCCCCAUCAAAGAUGAUGUCUCUUGGAGCUCCAUCAUCAACGCCCAUGCUCAACAUGGCGGGAGCAAGUCGUCUCUUCUUGUCGUGGAUUUGUUUAGGCGAAUGCGGGCUGAUAAUUCUCUUCCCAGUCCUCAUUCUCUUGCUGGGAUUUUUACUGCUGUAUCGAAUUUAGGUGAUGCUUUGGCUGGGAAACAGGUUCAUUCAUUGGCAAUAAAGAUUAAUCACAGUGGAGAUGUGGUUGUUGGAAGCUCAAUUCUUAACAUGUAUUGUAAAUCGGGUAACAUGGAAGAUGCGCGCCAAAUGUUUGAUACAAUGCCUGAAAGGAAUUCAGUGUCAUGGGCUACUAUGAUUUCUGGAUAUGCAAUACGUGGUAUGGCUGGAGAAGCUAUGGGAAUUUUUAAAUUGAUAUUGAAAGAUCAAGAGGAUAAAGCCAACCCUUUUUGCUUGACGAGUGUGCUUAGCUCUUUGACCCUUCCAGAGUUUAUUAAUGCUGGAAGGGAGAUCCACUGUUUUGUUAUUAAAGCUGGAGUGUCAUGGAUUGCAGAGGUAAAAAAUGCCCUUAUUACUAUGUAUUUGAAAUGUGGGAGCCCAGACAAUGCACUUCAAUUGUUUGCAUCGUCUACAGAUAAGAAUUCUAUCAUGUGGUCAGCAAUGGUUACUGGAUUUGCGCAAAGUGGGCACUCUAAUAAAGCUUUGGACUUGUUUUCUAAAAUGCAUUAUUCCAGGAUUAGGCCUAGUGAAUAUACAUUUGUUGGGGUGAUAAAUGCAUGUAGCGACAUUAAUGCCCUUGAAAUUGGAAGACAAGUCCAUUGUUAUUCAAUCAAAAUGGGGUUCAAGAAUCAAAUGUAUAUUAUAACUGCACUUGUGGACAUGUAUGCUAAAGGUGGCAGCAUUACCGAUGCUCGGAGAGGUUUUGACUGUUUGCAAGAACCGGAUGUCGUUCUGUGGACCUCAAUGAUAGGAGGAUAUAUACAAAAUGGAGAUAAUGAAGAAGCUUUGGGUUUGUACAGGAAAAUGGAGGCUGAAGGAAUUCCACCAAAUGAUCUAACUAUUGCUAGUGUCUUAAAGGGCUGUUCUACCCUUGCUGCGUUGGAGCAUGGAAAGCAAAUUCAUGCCCGCGCCAUUAAGUAUGGCCUUGCUGGGGAGCUUACUAUUGGAAGUUCUCUUUCAUCCAUGUAUGCAAAGUGUGGAUGCAUUGACGAAGGAAACUUGGUGUUCCGAAGGAUGACUACAAGGGAUAUAGUUUCCUGGAACGCUAUGAUAUCUGGUCUUGCUCAGAAUGGUUGCAGUGACAAAGCUUUGGAGCUGUUCGAGGAGAUGAGAUCAAAGGGCAUAAAGCCAGAUAAUGUUUCCUUUGUUAAUAUACUGUCUGCAUGUAGCCAUAUGGGUUUCUUUGACCGAGCCUGGGAUUAUUUUAAGAUGAUUUCUAGUGAAUAUGGGUUAGAACCGGGAUUAGAACAUUAUGCUUGUAUGAUUGAUGUGUAUAGCCGUGCAGGGAGGCUAACUGAAGCCAAAGAAUUCAUCGAAUCAGCAACGUUUAACCAUGGCAUGUGUUUGUGGCGAAUUUUAUUAAGUGCAUGUCGAAAUCACCGGCAUUAUGAGCUAGGAGCUUAUGCAGGGGAGAAACUAAUGGAGCUAGGCUCACAAGAAUCAUCAGCUUAUGUCUUGUUGUCCAGAAUUUAUACUGCACUAGGAAGACCGGAUGAUGUGACAAGGGUCAUUAGGUUGAUGAAGCUUAGAAGGGUAGAUAAGGAGCCUGGGUUUAGUUGGAUUGAAUUGAGGAAUCUUGUUCAUGUGUUUGUUGUUGGAGAUCAGAAGCAUCCUGACAUAGCAGAUAUCUCUUUUUGGUUAAAGAUAUUAACCAAACAAAUGAUGGAUGAAGGAUAUCAACCAGACCUGAUUCAUUAUUGA